Impatiens glandulifera is the source of this 2725-nucleotide messenger RNA. Its product is annotated as chloride channel protein CLC-f-like. The record is from RefSeq and is a predicted model, not a curated record. The coding region runs from base 232 to 2457 and encodes 741 amino acids. Gene Ontology annotation, cellular component: membrane; Golgi apparatus; chloroplast. Gene Ontology annotation, biological process: chloride transport; transmembrane transport. NCBI's taxonomy places the organism in Eukaryota, Viridiplantae, Streptophyta, Magnoliopsida, Ericales, Balsaminaceae. Gene Ontology annotation, molecular function: voltage-gated chloride channel activity. The transcript is spliced from 9 exons.
GAGGUUCGAUUGCCGGAAAAAUAAUCUCAGAAAUUCCAAAACAAUCCGGCAACAGCCCGACGAUCUUCUCUCUAAUUGUUAGAAUUAUCUGUAUUUGAUUGAGCCAUCUGUAGAAGAAUUAGGGCAAUCAUUUUGUAUAUUUCUGCUUCUUCGGAUCGCUAAUUCUCUUGAUAUACGUACUUGGGUAAUGGAGGAAUGUGCAUGCAUAGUAAGGUAGUACUUUGAGUGACAAUGUCCGGAGAUGAAUAUAACGAUCAUGAUGUUCUUUUGCGCUCGGACCCACUUGCUAUACAGAGCGAUAUAGAGCAUCAGGGCGAGAAUAGGAGCAAUAAAGGGUUCACAGAUCUGCUUAAUAUAUUGGAUCGAGGUCUUUCUGGCCGGCGAUUCAGUUAUAGUCGUUCCGGCAGACACCAUUCGCCGUAUGCUGAUCGUCGUACCGGAACAAUCAGCGGAGAUUAUGGAGACGAUGUCCUUGCUGAAAGUGCUCCUCCGGAAUGGGCUUUGCUGCUUAUUGGUUGCCUCCUUGGCCUUGCUACGGGUGUCUGUGUUGCUGCCUUCUACCGUGCAGUGCAUAUAAUACAUGAAUUUGUUUGGGCUGGGACCCCAAAUGAGGGGGCUGCUUGGCUUCGAUUGCAGAGGCUUGCUGACACUUGGCACCGGAUACUUUUAAUACCAGUUACAGGAGGGGUUAUUGUUGGAAUGUUGCAUGGAUUAAUUGAAAUAUUACAGCAAAUAAAUCAGUCAGCUUCUGCUUAUGGACAAGGAUUUGAUUUGUUAUCUGGAGUUUUCCCUGUAAUAAAAGCUAUUCAGGCUGCAGUGACUUUAGGUACAGGAUGUUCAUUGGGUCCUGAAGGCCCUAGUGUAGAUAUUGGUCAGUCAUGUGCCCGUGGAUGCUCAGUGAUGAUGGAAAACAACAGAGAAAGGAGACUAGCUCUUGUUGCUGCCGGUGCAGCUGCUGGGAUUGCUUCAGGUUUUAAUGCUGCUGUUGCUGGGUGUUUCUUUGCCAUUGAAACAGUUUUAAGGCCUUGUGGUGCUGAAAACUCCCCUCCAUUUACAACUGCAAUGAUAAUCCUAGCAUCUGUUGUUUCAUCUACUGUCUCAAAUGCUAUACUUGGAGAGAUACAGGCUUUUACAGUUCCCAAGUAUCAAUUGAAAUCUGCAGCUGAGCUACCUUUAUACCUGAUACUUGGUAUGCUUUGUGGAAUUGUAAGUGUGGUCUUCACACGUUUGGUCGAAUGGAAUACUAAAGCAUUUGAAUUUAUUAGAGAGAAGUUUGGUGUUCCUGCUGUUGCAUGCCCUGCUUUGGGUGGUUUAGGAGCUGGAAUAAUAGCUCUCAGGUAUCCUGGAAUACUCUACUGGGGUUUCAAUAAUGUCAAUGAAAUACUUCAUACAGGAAAGAUAGCUUCAGCACCUGGAAUUUGGCUGCUUGCACAGUUGGUGAUUGCGAAAGUUUUUGCCACAGCCCUAUGUAAAGGAUCUGGGCUUGUUGGUGGGCUAUAUGCACCGAGUUUGAUGAUUGGUGCUGCUGUUGGUGCUGUAUUUGGCGGGAUAUCUGGAGAGAUAAUCAAUGCGGCAAUUCCAGGGAAUAGUGCUGUUGCAGAGCCACAAGCUUAUGCGCUGGUUGGAAUGGCUGCUACACUGGCUUCAGUUUGUUCGGUGCCCUUGACGUCUGUUUUACUUCUCUUUGAGUUGACAAAAGAUUACACAAUAUUGCUUCCUCUCUUGGGAGCUGUUGGGUUGGCAAUAUGGGUACCUUCAGUGACCAACCAGCCAAAGGAAGGUGAAACAUCUGAUUCAAGGAAUUGGACAAGGGGUUAUUCUCCACUUUCACCUACAGGGGAUGAAAAUAAAGGCAUUUGGAGACAUACGAACGACUCGAAUGGGUUAGAGCUUACUGUGGUUCAGAACAAUACUGACCUUGAAACAAUUGACGAGGAUAUCAUUCUUGAAGAUAUGAAGGUUUCUCAAGUCAUGUCGAUCAAUUAUGUGAAAGUUUCAGGGAACACGAACUUGAAAGAGUCAAUCAUAAUCAUGCAUGAUAACCGACAGAAAUGUGUACUUGUGGUAGAUAAUGAAAAUUUUCUAGAGGGGAUCUUAACAUAUGGCGAUAUUAGACGAUUCUUUUCAAGAAAGUAUGGCGAUGUUCCCACCAGUGAAAUACCACCUGAUGACGUUGAAAAGUAUCAGGUUUCUUCCAUAUGCACCAGAGGAAUUAAGUACCGCGGGAGAAGGGGAGGACUACUAACUUGUUACCCAGACACUGACUUGGUAAUUGCAAAGAAGCUAAUGGAGGCAAAAGGAAUAAUGCAACUUCCAGUCAUAAACCGGGGAAAUCUUCAAAAUGAAAGAAGGCGUAAAGCUGCUGCUGUCCUUUUUUAUCAUUCUGUUAGCGCCUGUCUGAGAGAGGAGAUGAGCCGCAGGAAACUGGGCUUUCGCGAGAGAAACGAUGAUCGUUGAGGAAAUCUAGAGCGACCAUCGUUGUUGUGCAAAGUCAGCACAUCUCAAAGAGCAUCAUAGGAUAGGAUGGCUCGAAUUUCUUUUAUAACAAUGAAGAAGGGGAAAUAUGAUAGCAAAACUCUUUUUUCUAUGAAUUGUAGCAUAUCUCACAUACAUAGCAAUUAGACAAUAGACAAGAGACAUUUCAUAGAAGAAUAUUAAUGUAGUAUCAAUAUUUUCCUAAUCUAAUAAAAGAAAGAAUCUAACAUGAUAUUGAUUCCUUUUGAUU